GUGUUGCCCACGGCGACAUGACUGAGUCGCUCGUGUUUAUCUUCUUCACUACCUACAUAUGUAGGUACAUAUGUACAUGCCAUCAAUCACAAGACUCUACUUUUUCUUUUACGGAUUCAACUUCUCACCCGCCCAAUCGAAAAGUUUCGCUUCGAAUGCUUUGGAAGGAUUCAUGGACUACCUAGGUACAUAUAUACUUAAGUAGAUAUGCAUGACUCAUUCACCGAUGGCUUAUCAGAUGAUCGGAUCAAAGUCGCCUAUUGAGGCAGCUGCCUCGGAGAUAAUUUCUCCGAGCUUGCCAGCAUUUCCUCCGAUACAUAUCAUUCCCUGACUGCAAUUGUCCCCCAAACUCAAACUGUUGGCUUACGUUUUGGAGUCUAUGUUUCUUUCGUCUCUAAGGCAAGACAAAACAUGUUGUCACGGAAAAGAAAACAGCGAGCAAUACUUUCUUGCAACGAUUGUCGGCGACGAAAACUAAGUUGCAAUCGAGAGUUGCCGUGCAGUCGAUGUAUUCAGGGUGGAAUUGCUGGUAGAUGCUCAUAUACAAAGGAGACAAGUAUUGAUGAAGGAAAUGAAAUACAAAUUGGUGCUCGUCGGCGAUCACAUACUUCGUCGAACCAAUCAACUGUGGGGCCUUAUGAUGCAGAAUUGGAGGAAUCGAAUCAACGACUUCUUCCCGAAUAUUCUGCAUCUUCGACGCAUGCCAAUACUGAUCGAGUGCAUGAGCACACUGUUCGGGAAUUAGAGCAGCGCAUUGCAACACUUGAAGCCGCCUUACAUGCAUCGAAGCAUGAGCCUAGUGAGACAUAUCGUUCAGGUAAUCUCACUUCGAAGAACCUAACCGGAAAUUCCAUGACAAUUUGUAGCGGAUUUUUCAAAGGCGGCAGCUAUCAAACAUAUUUCUAUGGACCAACUAAUCCCAUGUUCGUCCCCGCACACUUCCCUGAUCUGCGACCCUUCAUGAAAAGGAUAUAUGUAAAUUCGACUCUAUCCCGGAUACGACAGGACAUGAGCGCGUCAGAAGAACGCAGUGAGGCAAAACAGCCAGCACCUACCCGCGUCCUUGCUAUCCCAAAUCUACGGAGUAUAUUGCCAGAUCGAAACACAGUCGACAAAAUCGUGAAGACCUACUUCGAUAUUUUCGAGGCGACCUACCGUAUUCUCCAUGCUCCAACAUUUUGGGGCAGUUAUCGGGCAUACUGGGAUCCUUCACAUCCCAGUACUGCAUCCGACUUUGAGAUGGAUGCUAUCAUCCUAUCCAUUCUAGCAUGCACCUUGUGUAUCUCGACACACGAUACAACGCGGCAUUGCAUUAGUGGCUCUACUUUCCGAGCACAAGCUGUGGUCUGGAUCAGGGCUUGCGAAGCUUGGCUCAAACAACAGAGCCAUAAACAUAGGAGCCUUGCCAGCGUACAAGUACGAUUUCUGCGUCUUCUGGCCCUUUCUACGAAUUGCUUGAAAUCAAAACAAUAUUACGAGGAGGUUCAAAAUCUGAUUGUUUUCAUGCGUUCAAUUGGAAUGCAUAGAGAUCCCAGAAUACUAGGAAAUCGAUGCUCAGCUUUUGAAGGAGAGAUGAGACGGAGGUUAUGGGCGACGGCGAUGGAGCUGGAAUUACAGGCUUCGAUCGAUAAAGGUGUUCCCUCCGUUAUUUCUGAUGCCAACUAUGACUGCGAUCCGCCGCGAAACAUUGACGACUCCGACCUUCUCCCUGCAACGGAACAUCUCCCUCUGUCUCAACCCCCUUCCAAUUACACUUCGACUUCCUUCCUCUAUCACGCGUCAAAGUCUCUCUUCCUUCGCCGCCAACUGUGCACACAGCUCAACAGUCUCCAUCCUCACUCUCCCACCAUCUUCUCUCCCAACAAAUCUGAAUCCGAACUCCUAAAAGCUCUCUCUCUCCUCCCAAAAUGGGAAGAUAAUCCACAAGCACUCCAAUCAUCCACACUCCUUGAUCUUCUGCUCCGCCAGUGGUUGAUGCACUUCCAUAAACCAGAGGUCUUACACCUUGCAGGGGUGACGCAGAACCCACUUUACCACCAACGCCCCUCGACCCGCUACGCCAUCAUCGCAACCCUCGAAGCCGCCUCUUCAAUCAUAACCUCACACGCGCGUCUCCUCGAUGCGAAUACCUUCGCGCUAUGUUGCAUGCGUUCUGAUUACCUCAGUGCCGCGUUCCUCGUCUGCCAUAUCGCGUACCACGCGUAUAUAGCUGGCGAUUCGAUGAUGACAGCGCUAGUGCGUUCCAUGUUUGCCCAGACAAUGGAUAUUGCGCUGAGGGUCGUCGAGGAGCGGUGUUUGCGGCCUGGACGGGGGAACCACAAGUUUUGGUUCUUGAGCGCGGCGUGUAGUUUGGCGGCGAUGCAGUGGGAGGAAGAUCCGGCGAGGCGUGAGGCCUUGGAGAAGUCGGCGUGCGAGAGGGUCUGCAAGGUUUUAUAUAAGAUUCUCGCGUUGAGGGAUGAAGACUGGGAUGGCGAUGGUGCUGAUGGGAGUAUCAGGUUUGGAGCAAAGGGGGUUUGUGAGAUGGUUCUUCUUGGCCCUGUCUCCACCAUCACCACUUCUUCCACUGCAACAUCCGCUCCUCUCCUACAGACUUACCAACCUGCUUCGCAAUCCCCACUACCUACAUCCUCCUUCCCUAUUCACACUUCACCGUCAAUAACAUCACCGCUAACCUUCGAUACCGCUGCCCUCGCCCCUUUCCAUAGCGGGAGCGGCGGCGCAGACGAAGCGUGGAUGCUAAACGAUAUGUGGUUCAUGGACGACCUCGGGGAUGGGUUUAUAGGGUACGGCGACCAGAGUGGUGGGAACGGGUUUGGAUAUGUAUAG
This is a messenger RNA of Periconia digitata, 2826 nucleotides long. The record is from the annotation of a GenBank genome assembly. NCBI's taxonomy places the organism in Eukaryota, Fungi, Ascomycota, Dothideomycetes, Pleosporales, Periconiaceae.